ACCAGCGGCUUCCGGAAGUCCUCUAAAGCUUUGGUAACUAUAGAACGACUGGACCAAUGCGGCGCUCCUUCCGGUUUCGUGCCUGCUCGCAGAGUUCUUCUUUGCCAAGUUUCCCUUUGACCCCGGAAGUGAGGUCUUUCGCGUUCCUCCCUCCCCCAAGAUGGCAACAGCCGAAGACGAGCUGCUGCUGCCGCGGCUCCCCGAGCUGUUCGAAACCAGCAAGCAGCUUCUAGACGAAGUGGAAGUAGCGACUGAACCCACCGGUUCGCGAGUGAUCCAGGAAAAGGUGUUCAAGGGACUAGACCUCCUUAAGAAGGCUUCCGAAAUGUUAUCGCAGCUCGACUUGUUCAGCCGAAACGAAGAUUUGGAAGAGAUUGCUUCCACCGACCUGAAGUACCUGAUGGUGCCAGCAUUUCAAGGAGCGCUCACCAUGAAACAAGUCAACCCCAGCAAGCGUCUAGAUCAUUUGCAGUGGGCUCGAGAACACUUUUUAAACUACUUAAUUCAGUGCCAGUACUAUCAUGUGGCAGAGUUUGAGCUGCCCAAAACCAAGAACAACUCAACUGAUAAUGGCACUGCUAGUUCCUCCAUGGCCUAUCCUAGCCUCGCUGCUAUGGCAUCGCAGAGACAGGCUAAAAUAGAGAGAUACAGGCAGAAGAAGGAAGUGGAGCAUAGGUUGUCUGCACUGAAAUCUGCUGUGGAAACUGGUCAAGCAGAUGAUGAGCGUGUUCGUGAGUAUUACCUCCUUCACCUUCGAAGGUGGAUUGGUAUCAGCUUAGAAGAGAUUGAGAGCAUUGACCAGGAGAUGAAGAUCCUGAGAGAAAAAGACUCCUCACCAGAGGCAUCAACUUCUCAUUCAGCUCGUCAGGACAGACCUCCAAUGAAACCCUUUGUUCUCACACGGAAUGUGGCCCAAGCCAAAGUAUUUGGAGCUGGUUAUCCAAGUCUGGCAUCUAUGACGGUGAAUGACUGGUACGAUCAGCAUCGGAAAUAUGGAGCAUUACCAGAUCAGGGCAUAGCCAAGACACCACCAGCAGAGCUCAAAAGAAGUAUUCAGCAACAGGAAGAUCAGGAACAAAAGGAGGAGGAUGAGGAGGAUGAACAAGCUCUCCACAGAGCUCGGGAGUGGGAUGACUGGAAGGACACCCAUCCUAGGGGCUAUGGCAACCGACAGAACAUGGGUUAGCCCUCCCACAACAAGACCAAGACGGGACUCCAGGGGUCACAUCUUCCCCUCCCCAGGCUCCUGCUUCAGCUGUGUACAACAAAGGCAAAAUAAAGUGUCAAACAUUAAGUGUGUAUCUGUACCCUAGGUGAUGAGCCAGCAAUCUUGUUUUAGCAUUCUCCUCCUCAUCAUGGUGUAUUCAGUUUCUGAAGUGGAAAGAAAAAGGUACUACGAAGUGGCUCUGUAUAAUCAAUAGCUGUAUGAAUUCCAUUAAAAAUAGUAGUAAUAAAAGUCCCCUAUGUUACAU
Mustela erminea (ermine) is the source of this 1472-nucleotide messenger RNA. RefSeq names its product immunoglobulin binding protein 1 (gene IGBP1). Gene Ontology annotation, molecular function: protein phosphatase 2A binding. Gene Ontology annotation, biological process: regulation of dephosphorylation; regulation of signal transduction. The transcript has 6 exons. Lineage: Eukaryota; Metazoa; Chordata; Mammalia; Carnivora; Mustelidae. Gene Ontology annotation, cellular component: cytosol. The coding region runs from base 161 to 1186 and encodes 341 amino acids. The record is from RefSeq and is a predicted model, not a curated record.